AUGGGCGAUCUCAAAAGAAAAGCCGGAGAAGAUGCUCCCACAAAAACAAAUAAGAAAAAGAAGAAGAGCAAAUACGAUGCAGAGGAUGAGUCUCUAGACAUGGAGCUUGGCCUCAACACUCUCAUUGCUAGACUCGACAGCCAGCUUCUCGCCGAUUACCUCGCCCAAAAGACCAGUAGAUUUGGUACUGAUCUCAGCCCUGUUGAAAUGGCGGAUUUGACAAUCUCAGCGACAUCCAUUCAUGAUGCAACUGGGUUCGAAGGCACCAGAACGUUAGAAAAGCUACCGGAAUUCCUCGAGUCCUUCUGUCGUAACCCGGAAAGCUUGAGCAAGUCGUCUAAGAAGAACGGCUCACCGCAUACAAUCAUCGUCACCGGUGCAGGCUUAAGAGCAGCGAACAUCGUUAGAGCUGUCCGCAAGUUCGGCGGCAAGGAUAACGCUAUUUCCAAGCUGUUUGCCAAACAUAUGAAGGUUGCUGAGCAGGUCACAUAUCUUAAAGCUACCAGAACGGGUAUCGCCGUCGGAACACCAGCGCGUCUAUCGGAACUGAUUGAAAACGGAUCAUUAAUGCUCACUGGUCUGCACCGAAUCGUCGUUGAUGCGUCUCACAUUGAUCAGAAGAAGCGAGGAAUCUUGGACAUGAAAGACACCAUGAUGCCCCUGGCAAAGUUCCUUACUAAGAAGGAGUUCCAGGAAAGAUAUUCGGAUGAGGAUAAAAAGCUUUCUCUUUUGUUCUUUUAG
Messenger RNA from [Torrubiella] hemipterigena, 741 nucleotides. The record is from the annotation of a GenBank genome assembly. NCBI's taxonomy places the organism in Eukaryota, Fungi, Ascomycota, Sordariomycetes, Hypocreales, Clavicipitaceae.